UACCGCUCGUUCUGCUCGUUCGUCGGGUGUUUACUACUUAAUAUUUAUAUUUAAAAUUUGUUUUUUUUUUCAAAAAAAUCUGUGCAAUAUUUAAUAAAGAAUUGUUAAUUUUUAAUUUUUAUUUAUUCUAAUGCGUUAUUUCGUUUUGUUUUUAUAAUAAAAUUAAAAUAUUUUAUUUUGGGCCGUGUUUAUAUCGCUGCGUGUGUUUAUUAUUAAAUAUUAUUAUACCUAGGCUGUAGUCAAAUCUAAUAAGACAAAACAAAAGAAAAAAAAACCCAGACUAUAUUCUCACAAUGUUGUCUGCGCAUUAUCUGUAACUUGCGAUCACAAUUUAGUACGGCCGAUCAUUACGAUUUAAAACAGGAUUAGAUACAUACGAUGAGACCAUGGCUUGGUCUUUUGUGCCUAAGCAUUGUCACAUUAUGCGUGGGACAGCGUCAACGUCCAAUUUAUAUGAACCAAUUCGCUGUUCACAUACCAAAAGGUUCCGAGCACGCUGAACAAAUUGCUGCCAAACAUGGUUACAACAAUAUAGGACAGAUCGGAAGUUUACAAGGAUUUUACCUCUUCGAACACAAACAUGUACACAAACGGUCGCUGGAAUUCAGCACUGUUCACCACGAGAAGCUCAUGGAAGAACCGGAGGUACAUUGGGUGCAGCAACAACAUGAGAAAAAAAGGCGAAAACGCGAUUUUUCUGGACCAAACUUACCCUCGACGGUUUAUGCCGGACCUGAGUUUUACCAACAGCAAACGUCUGGUGGACCAUUACCUCCUCUUGCCCAGGGACAGCAAUCGUACAGACGCAUCGGAAACGUCCAUAAUGUAUUUUCUGACCCGCUUUUCAAAGAACAAUGGUAUUUGAACGGAGGCGCUCUUGACGGGUUUGACAUGAACAUGGGACCGGCCUGGCAAAAAGGAUACACUGGUAAAAACGUUGUCGUCUCUAUACUCGACGACGGUAUACAAACUAACCAUCCCGAUUUAGCGCACAAUUAUGACCCGAGUGCUAGCACAGAUAUAAAUGACAAUGACGACGAUCCUAUGCCCAGAGACAAUGGAGAUAACAAGCACGGGACUAGAUGUGCCGGCGAAGUGGCGGCCAUUGCAUUCAACCAGUAUUGCGGUAUCGGUGUGGCUUACAAUGCCAGUAUUGGUGGGGUGAGGAUGUUGGACGGAACCGUAAACGACGCGGUUGAAGCCCGUGCUUUGGGUCUGAACAUUAAUCAUAUAGACAUAUACAGCGCAUCCUGGGGUCCAGAAGAUGAUGGAAAAACCGUCGAUGGACCCGGACCAUUAGCUAGGAGAGCAUUCAUUUACGGUGUGACUUCGGGUCGUCAUGGAAAAGGAUCAAUUUUCGUUUGGGCUUCGGGUAAUGGAGGUCGGCACACGGACUCGUGUAAUUGCGACGGAUACACGAACAGCAUUUUUACAUUAUCAAUAUCCAGCGCUACACAAGGAGGAUACAAACCAUGGUACCUAGAAGAAUGUUCGUCCACCUUAGCCACCACUUACAGUUCAGGUACGCCGGGUCAUGACAAAAGUGUGGCCACUGUUGACAUGGACGCCAAACUCCGUCCGGAUCAUAUUUGCACAGUGGAACAUACCGGCACUUCGGCAUCGGCUCCUUUAGCCGCAGGGUUGUGCGCUUUGGCGUUAGAAGCCAAUCCAGCACUGACAUGGCGUGACAUGCAAUACAUAGUAGUGCUCACGUCGAAAGCAGGUCCUUUGGAAAGAGAAGGCGGAUGGAUAUCUAACGGAGUCGGUCGCAAGGUGAGUCACAAAUUCGGUUACGGUCUGAUGGACGCCGGUGGAAUGGUUUCUUUGGCCGAACAAUGGACAACAGUGCCGCCGCAACACAUUUGCAAAUCCCAGGAAAUCGCCGAAGAAAGGCAAAUCGACCCGUCGCCGGGAAGCACGCUGACAGUUUCCAUGGAAGUGGGAGGAUGCCAGGGCACUCUGAACGAAGUGCGGUUCGCCGAGCACGUGCAGUGCAAGAUCUCACUGAGGUUCUUCCCGAGAGGCAACCUGCGCAUCGACCUCACGUCGCCGCUGGGCACCACGUCCACGUUGUUAUUCGAACGUCCACGAGACGUGGUCAGUUCCAACUUCGACGACUGGCCGUUCCUGAGCGUGCACUACUGGGGCGAGAAAGUGGAUGGCACGUGGACGAUGACCGUACACAACGGCGGCAACCGGCACGUCAACCAGCCGGGCAUAUUGAAAAAGUGGCAGCUCAUAUUCUACGGCACGGCCACCAACCCGAUCCGACUGCGGUCACCGCAGUCGCCGCCGCCGUCACCGCCGUUCGCCAUAUCGUCGCAACACCACCACCAGCAGCUGCCCCAGCAGCAACAGCCGCCCAACAACAACUUCCCGUACGCCCAACUCGGCGGCCAACCCGUGUCCAACCCGUCGGUGUACCACAGCAGCGUCAUAACCGACAUACUGCAACGGGCCGGAUUCCCGCCGGCGAGCAUCCCGGACGUGUUCGGCGCCGGCAGCGAAUACGAGCCUUCCGUCACUUCACUGACGAGCGCCCGUUCCAAUUCCCAGACAAGUGUCGAACGACCCAUCGACGGACAGAUGAUCUUGCACGACUGUGACCCCGAAUGUGACUCUAUCGGAUGCUACGGCAAAGGCCCGACCCAAUGCGUCGGCUGUCGCAACUUUAAACUUGACAAUACUUGUGUCAGCCGUUGCCCUCCGCGCAGUUUCCCUAACAAAGGAGGCGUUUGCUGGCCGUGCCACGAGUCGUGCGAAACUUGCGCCGGUGCCGGACAAGACAGUUGCUUGACUUGCGCCCCAGCCCACCUCAGGGUCACCGACUUGGCCGUGUGCUUACAACAAUGUCCGGACGGAUAUUUCGAAAACACCGAAGAAGGCACUUGCGUGGCUUGCGGUCCGAACUGCGGUAGCUGCGAAGGCAGACCCGACCUCUGUACCAGCUGUGAACACCACUUGGUCCUGCACAACAACCAGUGUUACGCCAAUUGCCCAGUCAACACCUACGAGACAAACGACUAUAGAUGCGGUGCGUGUGACUCCAAGUGCGAUUCGUGUACCGGACCCAACCCGGACCAGUGUAUAACGUGCAAGAGCGGAUUUUUCGAACACAAAGGCGCGUGCCACGCAAAGUGUCCCGAUUUUCAUUAUGCCGAUCAAAAGCGUCACGAGUGUUUAGCCUGCCCGGCGGGUUGCGUGUCGUGCAACUCGACCGUUUGCUUUGAGUGCGACGAAGGGUUCGCGUUGAACGGCAAAGGCCGCUGCGCCAAAAACGGCAGUCAACAGUGUCAACCAGCAGGCCAGUUUUGGACCGGUACCCAGUGCCAGGCGUGCCACGGUUCGUGCGAAACUUGCAACGACCCGUCCGAACAGAACUGCCUAACCUGUCGCGCCCCGGCCAUGUUCCAGGCGCCCGGGUCAUGCGUCGACCAGUGUUCCGUCGGCUUCUACCCGGACUUGCGGUUCGGCAACUACGCCACGUGCCAACCGUGCCCGCACCCGUGCGUCGAAUGCGUGUCCCGCACCAACUGUACCACGUGCCAUUCGCCGUUACUGCUGCAGACCGGCCAGUGCCGCACCACAUGCGCUCCCGGAUAUUACAGCGACGUGGGAUCUUGCGCUAAAUGUUAUCUCAGCUGUAUGACGUGUAGCGGUCCGCGCAGAGAUCAGUGCGUGAGUUGCCCGCGUGGAUGGCAGUUGGCCGCCGGCGAGUGUCACCCGGAAUGUCCGCAAGGGUUCUUCAUGUCCGAUUUCGGCUGCCAGAAAUGCCAUCAUUACUGCAAAACCUGCAAAGGCGAAGGUCCGCUCCAGUGCACGUCUUGUCCGCCGCAUUUCAUGCUCGAAGACGGCCUGUGCUCGGAGUGCUCGGGAUCGCAGUACUACGAUCCGCCGACGCAACUGUGCAAACCGUGCCAUUCGUCGUGCCGUGCGUGUACGGGACCGGGUCCGUUCAGCUGUUCGGCGUGCAUGUUCCCGCUGCACCUGGACCGCAAGAACUCGCAGUGCGUCGCGUGUUGCGGCUCGCACCAUCCGCGGGACGGUUGUUGCGCCUGCAGUAACGAAACCGGCGAGUGUCACAACGAGACGCCGGCCGAAAAACGGCGGACGUCUGUCGACCUCGAGCUGGAAGCCGCGGCCGUCAAACCAGAAGCCCGCAAGAACGCCAGCGUGGUGAACGCCGCCACCAUUGUGUAUCUGAUGGCCGCCGUAUUCGCCUCGAUACUGACCACAUUGUCCGUCGUCAUGAUCAAACGCAAUCGCAGACAACAUUCGGGCUACACAAAGUUGUUGAUACGACAAAACGAAAUGAACUUGGAAGACAACGACUGCGGUAAAGAGCUUUUCGCCGAUACGUGACCGCCCAAUUAAAUACCGAUUAUAUAUGUACAUAAUUUCUGCCCGUGCUCGGAUCAAUGUUUAGAACAACACGCUAAAGAACAAAAAAAAAAAAAAAAACCCCAGCUACUUACUCAAUACGCACUACUUA
Adelges cooleyi (spruce gall adelgid) is the source of this 4492-nucleotide messenger RNA. It is a transcript of the gene Fur2, whose product is annotated as furin-like protease 2. The transcript is spliced from 20 exons. Bases 379 to 4362 code for a protein of 1327 amino acids. The record is from RefSeq and is a predicted model, not a curated record. Gene Ontology annotation, cellular component: trans-Golgi network; Golgi membrane. Lineage: Eukaryota; Metazoa; Arthropoda; Insecta; Hemiptera; Adelgidae. Gene Ontology annotation, biological process: protein processing. Gene Ontology annotation, molecular function: serine-type endopeptidase activity.